Saccoglossus kowalevskii is the source of this 2889-nucleotide messenger RNA. RefSeq names its product toll-like receptor 3-like. Lineage: Eukaryota; Metazoa; Hemichordata; Enteropneusta; Harrimaniidae. The record is from RefSeq and is a predicted model, not a curated record.
AUGUAUCGUUUACUCCUACUCUUGUCUGCAGCUAUCUUAAAUACUGCUGGUUGUCGUGGAAACAUCAUGUGUCAUUGUGAUUAUAAGAACAUGUUAUUAGUAGACUGUGGUGGUAACAGUCUAACAUCAGUGCCAGACGAUGUUCCAAAUAAAGAAUCCUUAACUUCAUUAUGGCUCGAUAAAAACAAUUUCAGAUGUGUACAACAAGAUAUGUUUAAAGGUUUCCAAAAAUUGCGAAAUCUCUGGCUGGAUUCGAGUAAUGUCCACGAACUAGAAGUAAGAGCGUUCUGGGAAAUCAAAGGGCUUCAUCAGUUGUAUUUGAGAGACAAUAAUAUUUUGAAUAUUGACGAAGACAACUUCAGUGGACUUGAACAACUGACUUCGUUAGAUCUGAGGAACAACCCAGUUCAAUCGAUACAGAACAGUGCAUUUAAGGAUCUUGUAAAUUUAAAUGCUUUAAAUUUCAGUGACUGUAAUCUCACCACAUUGCAUUCUGGGAUUUUACGAGGGCUUACAAAAUUGGAAGUACUGAAAUUUGAACGUUGUAAUAUUUCAGCCAUCAUGAACGAGACAUUUGAUGCACUCAUUAACUUGAAAAUUCUUUCUCUGCAUGGAAAUCAGCUGCGAAACAUUGAUGGAAAAUUGUUUCAUUCGCUCACAAUACAGACACUUGAUGUAAGUUGCAAUCUGUUACGCGGUGCAAUAGGGAACUUGUGCAAUAAUGUACAGUCUGUGGAACGCCUCAACUACGAAAAGAAUCUAUUUACAACGAUCAAAUUUGAUGAGUCAUACAGCAAGUGUCGUAACCUCACAUAUCUAAACAUAGCAAAUGUUGCCAAUAGCAUCUCUGUAAUGGGAAACACCUUCCAAGGUCUUAAAACCAUUAAUAUAACAGAACUUGAUUUCCAUGGCAACAAGAUGAAAGAUUUAGAUCCUGAUGCACUCACCAGUUUUGAAAAUCCGAUCUUAUUGAAUUUGGGUUCUACAAAUAUUCGAACUGAUUUUACACGCACGUUUGAAACCCUACUGACAAAGAACAAACUAAAAACGCAUUCUUUAUUACUUAACGACAUCUCUCAUCUUUCAAACAUUCUACUACAAUCUCACCACAACAUUGUACAGAAUGUAUGGCUUAGAGAUUUAGACCUGAGUGACAAUCAAAUCCCAAGACUUGUAGAAAGAAUGUUCCAAUGGUGUCCUUUGAUUAAGAAGUUAAACUUGAUGUCAAACAGUAUUACAAAUGUAGCUGUAAAUACGUUUCUUGGUCUAGAGUACCUUACAGAGCUGGACCUCAGCGACAACUACAUUUGGAAUAUAAAAGCAGAUACCUUCAAGAACAGCCAGCUCAUUGAACUGAACUUGUCAAAUAACAUACUGGUGUUUGUAGGAUUUGAAGGUCUAAAAAAGCUAAAAAAGCUCAAGCUAUCAGAUCAAGGCAAAGUACGAAUCGUAAAAGAACAAUUCAUUAAGUUGGAAAGUCUGGAAGAGUUGGACAUCAGUUAUAAUUUCUGGGGGAGCUCUUUCCAACUUCCACUUUGUAAUCUGACAUCACUAAAAAAACUGAACAUUUCGAUGACUACUAUUGAAAAUGACAUGCGUAAUUUCUCGAUAGAUGAUAUGUCAGAGACAUGUUCAACGUUCGUCAGUGAGCUGACGCACUUAGAUUUCAGUAUGUCUUACGUUGAUAACAUGCACCAAAUAGAGAGAUACUUCUACAAAAAUAGAAAGGCGUUGAUAAAUUUGAAAACGCUUAAUAUAUCUUCGCUAUUACAUGCAGAAAGCUACAAAUACUUUCCCUGGAAUAUAUUUACAGAACUAAUAAAUCUAAAAGAGUUACAACUGCAAAAUAACCACAUAGGUAACCACUUACUUCCCAGAAGUGAUCCUUUUAGUAAGCUGACAAAUUUACAAACUCUCGAUGCAAGCGGCAACCGCAUAACAAACAUCGCAGCCUGGAAAGGACUACUUAACAUACAGAAAUUGGGUUUGCACGACAACUGGUUCGACGUUGUUGAAACUGAAACGUUUAGUGAUAUGAAAAAUCUGGAAUCACUCUACCUGCAUGGUAGUCAGUUUGAUUGCGGUUGCACGAUAGACAGGUUUCAUAGGUUUCUGAAAAAACACACAACAAUUUGGACAUCCGAGGCAGCUGCGUAUGACGGCCGGCCAUUCUGGUUCCAGAAUUACAACUGCAGUGAACCAAAAAUGACCUAUGUCAUUGAUGCCUAUUCCUCUCCAUGGAAAUGUGACAAAAUACUAAUUGUGUUGGUGACGUUCGCCAUAAUCACAGCAUGCAUGGGGCUCAGCUUCCUUUUGUAUAAAUUUUGCAGAUACGAGAUACGAUACAUUUGGUUUGUAGUCCGCUUAAAACUGAACUGCGUUCGACAUGCGGAACAUACAAAUCUUAUUAAUUUAGAUGAAUAUGACUAUGACGUCCAUAUUUCGUAUAACAUUACUGACGAAAACUGGGUCAUCGACCAUCUGUUACCAUUUCUUGAAAAUCAUCUUCAGAUCAGAGUCCAUAUAAACGACAGAGACAUGCGAGGUGGGGUGAACAGACUUUCGUACGCAAGUAAUUUGAUAUUGAAGCGCACCAGAAAAAUAAUGUUUGUUUUAUCAGAUAAUUUUGUGCAAGACAAAUACUGUAUGUUAGAAUUACAAUUAGCAUUUGAGAAAUUAUUCAAUGACCACGAAAAUAUUAUGGUUUUUGCAAACCUUGAGCGCAUAAAUAAAAACUUGCAGCCGUUAAUGCUGCGUUUGCCAAUAUGUAAGAAAAGACAAAACAAAUGGUAUCGGUAUAAUGAAAUAACUCGGGAUGCAUUCUGGAAUGAUCUUAAAGAGAGUAUUGCAGAAAACGGGAGUGUAAACCACACUGUACAGUUACUAUAG